AUGUCCGCCACCAUCGACUUCGAAGAGUUCUUGGAAUACGACGAGGAAGGCUUCGGUGCCGCGAACUCGAUGCCCAACUUCGACCUCUCCAAUCCCAACGCCCUCAAGUUCCUCGAAUCAUCGCAGUCGCUGCACGAAUCCAAGUCUCUCGAGCCCCAGGCCACCCUGCUGGCCAACGGCACCGUCGCCGCUGGAUCACCCGACUCCCUCGUCGACUCAUUCCGAGACUCGUCCUCCGAUUCCGCCUCGUCGAAAAGGACCGGUAGCUCUGCCUCCGGAAAGACGGCCUUAACAGCGGGCGACGUGAUGAUGACAGAUGGAGCCGAUAUCAAGCCUGACUGGGAGACUGCGGCCUUCGCCGACCGCCCGGAAGACAGCGUCUACCUCUUCGGCGGGAACGCCGACGCGACGCUGCCGGGCCUCGACAUGGGCGACGACAGAUUCAUGGAAGAGUCGUUUGACUUCGAAAGCGCGUCCAGCAGUCCGGACGCUAUCAGCGCUGUCAACAUGGAAUCACCAGAGAUGCCCACCAUUCACACCAAUGGCCCGCAGAAGGCUCCCCCUCCGAGCAAUACCAGAGCCGGAAAUCACGCCAAGAGGAAUUCCGUGAGUCUUACGCUGAACGGUAUCGUGAGAUCCGACUAA
Molecule: messenger RNA, 645 nt
Organism: Colletotrichum chrysophilum
Lineage: Eukaryota; Fungi; Ascomycota; Sordariomycetes; Glomerellales; Glomerellaceae
Exons: 1
Coding region: 1-645 (214 amino acids)
Source: RefSeq, a predicted model, not a curated record